Molecule: messenger RNA, 2400 nt
Organism: Trypanosoma theileri
Lineage: Eukaryota; Euglenozoa; Kinetoplastea; Trypanosomatida; Trypanosomatidae
Product: putative calpain cysteine peptidase
Exons: 1
Source: RefSeq, a predicted model, not a curated record
UGUCCUGAUGUUCCUGCAAUUCUUCAAGGUAAUAGUGAGUUUAUGAAGUUGUCAUUGCGGAGGUCUAGUUUGCUUAGUGAUCCUGAAGGUAAUGCGAAGGCUAUUGCUGCUCUUGAUAGGAGUGCUGUUCGUUGCGUUUCAAUGCAUGUUUUGGCCUGUGAUGAAACUGCUAUUGAGUAUUGCCAAGAGGAUGAGGUAAUGUCCUUUGAUGUUACUGUAAAAAGGAGCACGGCAAGACGACGACGGGCUCGGGUUGGUGAUUCGCUUGAGGUGGAACUUGUUAAUAAGGCGAGUACAGUGGCCGGUCAAGAGUUGGAUGAAGAAAGAGUUUUGUCUGCGAGCAAAGAUACCCUUCCUGGGAGUACGCAAGCAGAUAGCGAUGGUGCUCAGGCCAAGUUGUUGGCUUUCUUUACUUCUUUAUGCGAUGAUGAGGCUAGCGCCAGAGAAUCUCUGGAGCAGGAGGAGAUGAUGAGUGUUUUACCAUUAUUGUUUGAAAACACCAUGGAUAGGGAGAAGAUUGAUCGCAACAAUAUUGAGGAGGAGCAUGCAAUCUCUGAGGUGAAGCUAAAACGUGAAAUGGAGGAGGGUAUUGAGAGAAUCCGAGAGGCUGCUGCUCUUCAGGCACAUGAAUCACGGGAGGCGUUUUGUUCAGAUGAGUCUUUGCGCCGGGAGGAGAUUGAGCGCACAGAGGCUGAAGAGCGUGGUGCGUUGGACGUUGAAGCUGUUCAGGUUUCUGAACACCUUGACCGCGAGAAUGUAGAGCAGGAGGAAGCUCGGGAGCUGGAGAACUUGCACAUUGUGGCACUUGAGGGAGAGAAAGCCGUUAAAUUUUUGGAUGAUCUUAAUGGUUUCUUGGGAACUGAGAUGCGAGAACGGUCAAUAAUUGAGUCUGAAGAAAUGGAUGAGAGUGUAAAUAUUGCACAGACAAAUUUACUACAAACUGAAAUGUAUUUCCGACAGUUAGUGGAGAAAGAUGCUGAAGAUGUAUUAACUAGUAUAAUGAAAGCUCUAGGUGAGUGGAACCGUCAAGUGGAGCUGCAAAUGGAGCAGCUCCAAGAGGUGGUGAAAGCAGAGAGACAUGGGAGGUCGUGUCUUGUAGAAGAAGAGAAGAGUCUCAUAGAUGAAUUAAUGUUGCGUGAGGAAGAAGAAGUGAUUAUUAUGGAACGCACACAGCGGAUGAUAGGCCAACAGCUCGACAUUAUAAGGAGUGAAGAAGAAGAGCGUCAGAAUGAUAUUGAGAAAGGUGAAUCAGAGGAGUGGGAAACACUAAAGCUGCAGUCAGAUGCUGAAUUGAUGUUGCUAAAUUGCAUAGCAGAACUUUCAGCUUCAGAACAUGAUACACGGUAUGCCAUUGUGAAUGAUGAGGAGGAAGGUAUCAAAAACCUUCUCGAUGAGGUUGCCAACAUGGAAGUACAUGCGAAAUAUGCUCAAGAGGAACGGGAAGCGGAAGAACAAGAGAUACAGCAGAAGAAGCGGAAACAAGACGCCACAACACUGUUAAAAAGUGUGGUUUUUGCAUAUAGGACAAGAAGACGUCUGGCAAAUCGUUUUGUUAAUCGAAAGGUGCAUGAGUACAAGAAUGCUUUUGCAAACACGCUUCGAACAGAGUUUAUGGCUCGAAACGAGAUCAUCGGGGAAGAGAGAGAAGAACGACAGCAAAUGCAGGAAGCCAAAGAUGCCUUCGUUUCAAGUAUGCAAAAACUAUCAAACAAAUCACUGGCUCUUUUAGAGAAGGAAGAGGAUGAUGCACGUCAUCAGUUAAUUGAUGAUUGUAUGUUUCAACUUUAUCAGCUACAACGAGCUUCUCGAAAGGUUUUAGCAAAGCAACAAGCUCCACCUUCAUUGAAGGAUCUACAGGAGUUUGAAGAACGCGAGAAUGGAAUUGGCUCUGCAGCGGUAAAUUCUGUUGCAAAAACGAAGAUCAUUACACCGUUGAAGAAUGAAGCAGGGAAUAUCAAUGAAGACGAUGGUGUUGACGAGGAUGAGGUUGAAGAAGAUGAUGAUGCCGUAAUAGAGAGUGGAAAGUACAAGGGGUAUGCGCUAGAUCCUAUUGGGACCUUCCUAUUGCAGUACGAGCGUGACCUUCGCCGCUUUCGGGCCUCCCUUGAGAGAAGUAGACAAAGUGUGGCAGUGGAACAUGACCUACUGAAAAAGACUCGCGACACCGCUACCCGAGAUAUGGUUAACGGCGGUACGGGUGCGUUGUGGAUCCCAGCUAGACCACUGCCUUUAUCUGAUCUUGUGCGUGGCCCGUCAGCACAGUACCGCCGAGGGCGCAUCGUUGAUGCAAGAGGACAAAGACCGGCUUCUAAAAUGACAGAUGUUAACGGAAUGAUCGUUACCCCGACUGAAUCGCCACUCUCUUUUGAGGGAUUCGUGAAGCAGGGGCGCUCAUUUUGA